Messenger RNA from Camarhynchus parvulus, 1461 nucleotides. It is a transcript of the gene CNOT9, whose product is annotated as CCR4-NOT transcription complex subunit 9. Lineage: Eukaryota; Metazoa; Chordata; Aves; Passeriformes; Thraupidae. The record is from RefSeq and is a predicted model, not a curated record. Gene Ontology annotation, biological process: mRNA catabolic process; negative regulation of translation. The transcript has 8 exons. Gene Ontology annotation, cellular component: P-body; CCR4-NOT complex; CCR4-NOT core complex. The coding region runs from base 109 to 1014 and encodes 301 amino acids.
GGCGUGCCCCGCGCGCGGGUGAGAGGUCGCGGCGGCGAGCGCCGAGCCCAUGGCGGCGGUGACGGCGGCGGCCUGAGGCGGCGGCGGCUCCGCUCCCACCCUCCGACCAUGCAUAGCCUGGCCACGGCCGCGCCUGUGCCAACAGCACUGGCUCAGGUUGACCGUGAAAAGAUCUACCAAUGGAUCAAUGAGCUGUCCAGCCCUGAGACACGGGAGAAUGCACUGCUGGAGCUGAGCAAGAAGCGCGAGUCCGUGCCUGACCUCGCCCCAAUGCUGUGGCACUCGUUUGGCACCAUCGCAGCUCUCCUUCAGGAAAUUGUAAAUAUUUAUCCAUCAAUCAACCCUCCGACUUUGACAGCCCAUCAGUCCAACAGAGUCUGCAAUGCUUUAGCUCUACUACAGUGUGUUGCAUCACACCCUGAAACAAGAUCAGCUUUUCUGGCAGCUCAUAUUCCUCUCUUCCUGUACCCCUUCCUGCACACGGUCAGCAAGACCCGUCCGUUUGAGUACCUGCGGCUCACAAGCCUCGGAGUCAUUGGGGCCUUGGUGAAAACGGACGAGCAAGAAGUGAUAAAUUUCUUAUUGACAACAGAAAUUAUCCCCCUGUGCUUACGUAUUAUGGAGUCUGGCAGUGAGCUCUCCAAAACGGUUGCUACGUUUAUUCUUCAGAAAAUCCUCCUGGAUGACACAGGGCUGGCAUAUAUCUGUCAGACUUAUGAGCGGUUUUCCCACGUUGCCAUGAUACUGGGUAAAAUGGUCCUGCAGCUCUCCAAGGAGCCGUCGGCACGGCUGCUGAAACACGUCGUCCGCUGCUACCUUCGCCUUUCCGAUAACCCCAGAUGUAGGGCACGUGAAGCUCUCAGGCAGUGCCUUCCUGACCAGCUGAAGGACACCACCUUUGCCCAGGUCCUGAAGGAUGACACCACCACCAAGCGCUGGCUGGCUCAGCUCGUCAAGAACCUGCAGGAGGGUCAAGUCACUGACCCACGGGGCAUCCCUCUUCCUCCGCAAUGACUGCUGGGGGAGGUGGGGCACUGGGGAAGAAACAGCUCAGGUUUACAAAGAACCAGGAACAGGUGACCUCUUCUGCAACAAACUGGGCACGCCAGCUGGCUGCUGGCCUGCCGGCCCAUCCCACCCAGCCAAAGGGCUGCUCUGUAGCAGUGCAGCAAGCCUCCGGGGAUCCCAACACCAGCAAAUGCUGAUACUACAGCUUCAAAAAAAAUCAAUAAAAACAAUCUGUGUAGAUCCCAGUCUCUCCGGGAGGCUUGGGUGGCAUCUCUUCCCCCACCUCCAGGCAGGGGACAGUGCAGAUGUCCACUCUUCCAGCAAACUCAGCCUCUGUCCAAGUGGUGCACAACAGCGGGUAUGUGCACCACAUCCCUCCAGUUCCUUGUCAGUUCUUGUUUACAUGUCUGUUUAGAUGAGUGAACUGAAUAAAAGCUGAUCCAGUUGUUUUAA